CUCCUGAACAAACCCAAGAGCGAGAUGACGCCGGAGGAGCUGCAGAAGCGCGAGGAGGAGGAGUUCAACACCGGGCCGCUGUCGGUGCUGACGCAGUCGGUGAAGAACAACACGCAGGUGCUGAUCAACUGCCGCAACAACAAGAAGCUGCUGGGCCGCGUCAAGGCCUUCGACAGGCACUGCAAUAUGGUCCUGGAGAACGUGAAGGAGAUGUGGACGGAGGUCCCGAAAAGCGGCAAAGGCAAAAAGAAAUCCAAACCGGUGAACAAAGACCGCUACAUCUCCAAAAUGUUCCUGCGGGGGGACUCCGUCAUCGUCGUCCUCCGCAACCCCCUCAUCGCUGGCAAAUAGGGACCCCUCCCCCCCAAAAUAACACCCCCCUCUCCUUCCCCCGACCCCUUUUGGACCCUCAGUGUUUCAGGAGGGUCCUCCCCCAGUCUCAUACUGGGAGCCUCGGUCUCAUACUGGGAGCCCUGACUUCAUACUGGGGUCGAGGAUCCCCCCUCUGAGCCACCCCCCCAAAAGUAACACCAGGACCCCCCCCCCCCCACCCCACCCCAUCUGGGAUCCCAUGGAACCCCCAGCAUACCAUCAGGACCCCCCCCAGCCUGAUAAUUGGGAGCUUUGAUUUCAUCCUGGGAUCCAGGACCCCCCCCCCCAGACUUCAGGAUGGGAUCCCCCCCAAAAAAAAUAACACCAGGACCCCCCCCCAUCCCAACUGGGAUCCCAUGGGACCCCCAGCACUUCAGGAGGACCCCCCAGUCUCAUACUGGGACCCCCUCUGAGACUCCCCCCAGUCUCAUAGUGGGCCCUUUGCCCCCCCCAGUCUCAUACUGGGAGCCCCAGCUUCAUACUGGGAGCCCAUAGCACCCCCUCUGAAACCCCCCCCCCCCAAUCUCAUACUGCGACCCCCGCGAACCCCCCCAGGGGUCUACAGGAGGAUGCUUGGGGGGGGGACUCACUCGGAGGUCCCCCCCCGCCCCCCCAAAUCGAAAAGAAGUCAAUAAAAAAAGGUUCGUUCUCCUUUAA
Messenger RNA from Gallus gallus (chicken), 1029 nucleotides. It is a transcript of the gene SNRPD2, whose product is annotated as small nuclear ribonucleoprotein D2 polypeptide. Gene Ontology annotation, cellular component: precatalytic spliceosome; U5 snRNP; catalytic step 2 spliceosome. The coding region runs from base 25 to 351 and encodes 108 amino acids. Gene Ontology annotation, biological process: RNA splicing; spliceosomal snRNP assembly. Gene Ontology annotation, molecular function: RNA binding. The record is from RefSeq and is a predicted model, not a curated record. NCBI's taxonomy places the organism in Eukaryota, Metazoa, Chordata, Aves, Galliformes, Phasianidae. The transcript is spliced from 2 exons.